AUGUCUACUCAAUCAGGAAUUGUCGCCUCCAAGAAACUCCUUGAAAGGUUUCUGAGUCUCUCCGGUGAGACUUUGCUUGUCACCAUCUCCGAAGACCAAACGCAAUUGGUUGAGGAUGAAUCGUACGAACAACCUUCGUCUGGUGAUUUAUCUUCCAUCUUCAGUGGCUUACACCAGCAUUUCCACAAAAAAUAUCCUCAGCCUGGGUACGCUAUAUUCCCUCGUCCAGAGGCGUCGGAUUUUGUUUUCAUUGCGUUCAUUCCUGACCUGGCCCCUAUCAGAGACAAAAUGCUUUAUGCCUCUACUAAAAAUACCUUAAUUCAGCAAAUUGGGUCCGGAUUCUUUGGGAAAAAAUACAACUUAGCACUCACGGAACUUGAGGAAUUGACACCAGAACAUUUUGCUCAUGCAACUCUUACCGAGACUGAUCCAAGUUUGUUCACUGAAGAUGAGCGAGUCUUGCAAAGCAUCAACUCUUUGCAAACACUAAGUGUGUCCCAAAAUCCAAAUUCUGCGUUUAAAAAAGAGCUUCCAUCGAUGCAAGGUCAUUCUGGCAAUGCUUUAUUUUUCGAGGUUGACUCCAAGCUUGAUAGUGUUCUUCGGGGAAACUUGGAGAACCAUCUCGUGGUGAUGAAUAUAGACUCAAGUGAGCAUUUGGUUUUAGCCAAUGUAACAGAGAAUGUUUCUGUGGAAAGCUUGGUGCAUUCUGCGCAACAGGCUGUAACUGAGUCUACACCGCUGUAUAUCAUCUUUGGAUAUACCCAUUCAAAAGUCUCAUUCAUUUAUCUGUGCCCGUCUGGUUCCAAAGUUAGAGACAGAAUGGUUUAUGCUGCAAACAAGAAAGGCUUGCUUGCACAUUUGACGUCUGACUAUUUUAAAGAAGGGCAACUCGAUAAAAUUUUAGAAGUGGGUGAUUUAGAUGAAAUCGAUAUUUCUGUUUUUGCAAGCCCAGAAGCAUCUGAUUCGAAAACUACUAAAAGCAACCUUAAGUUUUCCAAGCCAAAAGGACCUCGCAGAAGAUGA
Molecule: messenger RNA, 1023 nt
Organism: Clavispora lusitaniae ATCC 42720
Lineage: Eukaryota; Fungi; Ascomycota; Pichiomycetes; Serinales; Metschnikowiaceae
Biological process (GO): barbed-end actin filament capping; actin filament depolymerization
Cellular component (GO): cytoplasm; actin filament
Molecular function (GO): actin monomer binding; actin filament binding
Source: RefSeq, a predicted model, not a curated record